UAUUGUCCCGCCUGACGGACGGACGGAGAGAUCUGUCGGUCGUCGGGCGGUUCUCUUUGAGCAGACUUCAUCAGUUGUGUAUCGCGACCACAACGAGACGAGAUACGACGCAUGCUCGAACUCUCUCUCUCUCUCUCUCGCGCGCGCUCUUCUACACUCCUAACUCUUGUCACUUGGCCCUCGGUAUUUCGAGUCAAAUCAUCCGGCCAAUCGGUAUUCAUUAUUUUGCGACAUUCUAACACGAGAGACGUCAUAUAAAUUGUGGAACGUGCAAGCCCUCUGUCAAAUAAACAACAAUCCCGGCGAUUCUUACGAAUCAACUGGCUAAAGUGACCCGUGCUGCGAGGCGAAAAAAUGCAAUUCCUGAGUGCGCGUGUGCGAUCGUCGUGAAUAAUUAAUUACAAAUCCUCGCAGUUUAAACUCACUGUGUCGCUAAAUUCUUCGGCGAUGCCUCGGGAAAAAAGUCGUGCAACCUUCGUUAUUAAUCAGAAUUGAAUUAUGAAUACUCGAUUAAUGGUGCACCGGGAAAGGGCUCUGGGCUAUAUUGCUUUUUACUUGCGAAGUAUCGACUGUCGCAUUCUGCCAAAACGUCGUAAAUUGACACUCGACUGCGUUAGUGCGUAUGCAAGCAUAUACUUCGUUGAAAGUGCUCAAGUGCCUGCUCCAGUUAUUCCUAUCGCGCCCACCCCAAGCGAUAACCCUUGGGGGAUGAAAGUGGAUACUUUUUUACGAAGCGAUGUUUUCAUCCACUUGUACAAAGUUGAGACAGAGUCGUGAGCAAUGAGGAAAAGGUUGACGCUGGAUUUCGUGGUGUUUAUCGUGUGCCUUCGUCAUCGAUGAAACCCCUCCGGAGUGGUUUGAAAGUUCAAGUGCGCUCUUCGUGGAGCCUCUCUAGCUUAGUUUCCUCCCAAUAAUCGUAUAGAUACUCAUAUCGAGGGAGGAUGAGGCUGGCACGAUACCAGAUACUUUACUCCUUGUCCUCCUCGACGACGAACUCUCAACGGAAAAGUGACAAUACCGGUAUUACGUGCAACGAUUGAGUUGGCAUUCGUUGAGUUUGGGAAAAAAGGGGCGCUCCGAGAUAGAGUGGCACGAGGGUGGUGCGGACGCGCGGCUGAUAUAUAGUUUUUGUGAGCUCGAGGAGCCACGCUUCUUUCGUCCAAGCUCUCGCCCGUGAGGUUCGCCACUCGAAAACCAUCGUGACGGAAUUAAUCCACCCUCAAACUGUGCCACAGCAACUCCGAUUAAUCGGCGGAACACGAUCGAAAGAGGAUCACUAAGGCGCAGCCGAAUUUAACCAGGGAGACUACGAGGCGCUCUCGAAAUACUUGUCAAGUAUUAGAUUAUCGUGAUUGAUCACGAUUUUUCAACGAUUUUCUUCCGAUUAUAUAUUCAGAGCACAAAAGCACCGUUACUAACGAUCUUUUCAUCGAUUUUUUAAUACAGAUUAAUCGAUUGAUAUUGUUUUCUCUCGCGUGUUUAUAUAUCGACGGUCAAACAAUGAAUCGUCAGUGUUGGAUAAAGUGACUCGAGUGCAGUGUUUAUCGCUAUCGUAAUUUCCGUGUAUCUUCUUUAUUACAUAUGCGCGGUGGAAAUUUCUUAGCGAUCGAGGAUUAAAGUGUGUCGAACGAAAGUGUUGCGGAGAGAAGAAAGGAAAUAAUUAUACAUUGGGGAAUAUCGAAUUGGCAUUGUUCUACGCAUCAUUUGCUUUAUCGUGAUUGGUGAUUCGUAAGAGGAUGUUUAUUUUAUUCUAAUAUUAUUCGCUCAUCGUAUUACACCGUUUAUCAAAGCAGGCCCCCGUGUUGUGUGUGAAUAAAGGACUACGUGUUUUCACGAAGAAACCGCCGUCGGUUUGGAUGUGAGGAUAUUGUGAAGCAGCUAAGAAGGCCAGCUCGACGCAAUGCGUCGACGCUGCUGACGCUGCAACGCGCCUGGAUGCGUCUCACUCUAAGCACGUUACCACAGCUUGCCGUCUUAGCGAAGAUUUUGUGCCUCCUGAUGGUGGUGAUGUGCGGGGCGAUGCCGGCAAUGGUGCGCUCCGUGAGUCUCUAUUCGACUUGCAGCAGCAACAAUGUUACCGUAAUCGGCCGCACGGUCAAAACCAUGACCAAAGCCGACCAAAUAGCACCUUACCAGUUGCUAACCACACAGUCGGAAGACUUUAGUGGGAAACUGUACAUCUACGCUGAAAAGACCCAACGAUACAUCUGUUUUAAUAAACGCUGGAAACCCGUCGCUUUGCUGAAGAAACAAAGGGACGCGAUGUGCCAGUUCUACGAGUCAUACAACGGGGCAUUUUUUAGGUACAGAAGCGCGGUCGAUAGCAGUUACAUGCUCGGUUUCAACAAGUUGGGCAAAGCGAUAAGAAACCGGCGAGGUCGUCCGGAGUGUUUCAAUUUUCUAAAAUACAAUCCAAACAUGGAGGAACGUUUGGAACGCCACAACGACCUGGUUUCGGGUAGGACAGGUGCAAAUAAAAAUGGUGGAAAAGGAAGCAGCAACGCGAACGGGGGUAAUGCUGGUCCUCGUCAUGGCGGCUCAACGUCGCGACGAGAAAUGUUGCAGCAUGCGAGAAAGCAUCUACAGCAGCCAGCCUCAACGUCGUCGCAUAAUCAACAACACAAAGCGAAGAAAAUUCUUUUCCAAGCGGAUGAAGUGCCGAGAGAAACGAUGACAAUGUCGAUGCCGCAUCGUCACAGACACUCGAAUCGUCUAAAGCAGCCACACGAAGACGUCACCAGCCCCCGGAGACGACAUCACCAGAGUCGUCUCCUCGAGGCUAGCAAGUAUUGAGCCAACGUUCGUAUACCCGCAUAUACAUAAUAUAUAGCAUAUAUAUAUAUAUAUAUAUAUAUAUAGAAACACAUAUAUAUGUAUACAUUAUACAUAAAAUACAGCUCGGCUCGAAGAUCAAGACUGCCUCUCACCUGUGACACUACGAGAUCUACUCGCGGCUAGUACUAUUUAAAUAAUAAAGAAGAAGAGAAGAAAACAAAAUCGAACAAUGAUGGGCGAUCGGAGACUUCGAAGGCUCCACAGGAACGAGGAUUCAGCGUGCUGGAACUUUAUCUUGAUUGUGUCAUUGAAAGCGCUAUAUAUUUAUAUGGUAUAUAAAUGUGACCAGCGAAAGAAAGAUCAAUUAAAAUUCUGCAUUGGUUGUUGCCUCGAAGCGAUCUCCCGGUUGAUCCGACACGAAGCUGUCAGGUGCGUGAGUCACGGAAAAUCCGUGCAGGAGUGCUGCAGGUCUUGUGUCUUGUGAUGCACAUGGCGCGUUCUGCGCUUAUCGACCAAUCACAAUGCUCCGUAGCUGUAUUUGCGCGUGCGCGGUGGAUCAACGUCGGAUCAAUGAACGGGAACGCACGUGUCGUUGUACGCCGAGAUCCAGCGUUGUCGUCGUCUUCGUCGAAAUGUCGCAAUUGCUGUCAGCGCCGCUGCAAUCGCGCUGCCGUUAUUCUUCCGACGUUUUCAAUCACUUCGGAAGUAAAGCGUCAAACCCUCGCUCGCUGCGUCGCAAACUCGCCUGCGCCAUGGGAAAAAUGACACAACGCCUACCGUAGUGUGUAAAACGCAUGAGUGUUUUGUUUUGUUUUCUUUUUUUGGAGUUUUUUUCUUCUCGUCGUGUUGUACAUUUCGACGUCAUUGCGUGCGUCUACGGUUCAUGGAUGAGUGCACGCGUGCAUUGACACUUGUUACGCUUGAUUAUAAAACGACGGUCAAGGCGUGACAGCGUCCCGUGUUGUGUCCCUCCGUCAGCGCGUUUUCGUAUCCCCUUCGACCCGGUUACAAGCGUAAGAGCUUUUUUUUUACUUGUACAGUUGCGUAAUUGGGUUCGAGCGAAGAAUGAAAAAAAAAGAAAUAGAAAAAGAGGGAUUCCCUGCUUUAUCAGUCCCCACGAGAAUCACGGACUUUUGUGGAACGUUUAACAAUUGAUUCCUUGUAUUUAUUCAACCUUUUUUUCUUACAAAUCGUAAGAAAUAUUUAUCUUUGUUCCAAGUAACACUCGUCACGGUAGAUUCGUCUCAGCAACGUGAGUUUUUGGGACAUGUUUCACAGCAGUCCAUUUACAAUUGUAUCGAAGGGCAUUAUCCAGGACUUCCUCAAUGAGUAAUUCAGAAAUUUUGGACUCUCGUGUUUUUUCUUUUUAAUUCACAAUGAGAAACAGGAAAUCAUCGUUGUAACAGAGUCAAAGAUGAGUCUUGAUAGAAUGCUCCGAACAGCUGUUCGUCAUAGGCCGAAGUAAUCGACCGUUUACGAUGUAAAUUUCGAGAGGUUCUUUACCAUUCCGAGAUCUUAACCCAGUUUUCAUUCCACUUUUGGAUCCAGUGUCAUAAUGAACAAACUUCACAUCCGUCGAUGUAUAAAAAUGUACGGAGCGAGAACACAAUUCGAAAUAAAUUGUUAGUGUGUUUGUUUUUUUCGUUUUUCAACGUUUCCAUCAGUUUUGGGACACGAGCCGCCAGUCACUUCGUCGUAGCGAUACAGGUGUAUGAAUGCACGCGAGUUAUUCAUACGCGAAAGUUAAUGCUCGUGCAUCCUCCCGAGUAAACUAUGAUCUAACGUCUAGAGAGAGGAAGGGAGGGAGAGAGAUGACAUGGGAAUGCAAAUGUAAGUGUGUGUGUGUGUGUGUCGUCGCGUGUGUGAUUGACCGAUUGUGAGAAUGUGUUUGUUUGUUUGUUUGUUCAUUUGUUUGCUUGUUGAUGAAGGCGUGCGAGUGCGUGUAAUAUACUACUUCAUACCGUUAAUAAAUUUAAUCCUUAGGACGCUACUGCAGACUGUAUUACUAGGUUAGGUACACGAUAGUUAUAACGCGGUGACGACUCCGCGAAGAGAUUCUUAUCAACGACGUCAGGAAUUUUGGUCACUUUCGAUUCUCAUAUUGGUGAAAAUUAAUAAUAAUAAUCAUAAUAAUAAAUAAUAUUAACGAUAAUGGUAAUGAUAAUGUUAAUGAUAAUAAUAAUUAAAAAAAAAAAAAAAAGAAAUAAUAAUAAUUGAAAGGAAAAAAGAAAACCAUUAGGAAUGAUUUUCGUGAGGUUGAAACAAAGCCAAAGUGCCUCACGUCGUUAUUCAACAUUCGUGCGCGCAGAGUCGUUGCUCAAGGAGCGUCUGUCCCUUCCCGAAAGAAAGAAAAUCCACGAAAGACAUGAAAAUUAUAAUCGCUCCCUAGGUAGCUUAUUUAUUGAAAUCACGAUUAGGUACUAAUACGAAACCGACCCGAACCGAACCUUCCUUUCUUCGGUGCGUAUUUUAGAGAGAGAAAAAAAAACGAAAAAAUAAAAAACAAAAUAAAACGAAACGAAUGAACAGGAAUAACAAAAACUUUGAACAAAAAUGUAUGUUGCUCUCUUUGCCCUGGUUGCUGCUGCUGCUGCUGCUGCUGCUGCUGCCGCUGCUGCUGCCGCUGUAUACAACAUUGGGAUCUUCCCUCAAUGCAUUUCACUUUUUUUAAUCCAAAGACUCUUCCCCCCCCCCCCCCCUCCGCCCUUCUCCUACUUCUCCCCUUCAUCAAUUACACAUAUUGCAAUCGUAAAACGUCUGCGGGUCAGGUAAAGGUCACUUCACGUUAUUAUUAUCUGUAUUCCUGAACUCUCGAUUAUCCCAUAUUCUCACCUCUUUCAACGCUCGUACGACGAAAUCUGAUAAUACUCAAUACCUCAUUAGUUAAAUGUUACUUAUUCGCAAUUGAUUUUUAAAAUGCAUUUUGUUACGUGUCAUCGGAGAUUUGCGAGCGCGUGCGAUUUUUAGUUCUUAACGCAAGAAAACGUGAAAUUUAGAACUAAUUGCGAGAGAAAUUAGCGAAUUAUCUGAGUUAAAAGUAUUGGCAUUCUCCUUUCGACGUCAGAAGAUAAACGCUGAAUCUGCAUUCUCGCCUUCCCUCGUUCCCAUAUUUUGUAAUAAUUUUUCACAUUAAUGUUCUAUCAAAUUUCCAAUAAAAAAAAAAUUCAGUUGUCAUUGGUUAUGUUUUUUUUUUUUUUCUAAAUUUCGACGAACACGACACAAAACGAGGGUUAGGUGAGUGAAAAAGAUUCUUUUCUCCAAUCUGAGAUACACCGUUCACGAAACGAUCAAUCCGUAUACUCGAGAUGAGCGUGACACACGACCAAAAUCAACGAGAAUUUAAAACUAAAAGAAUAAAGCAGCCGACCAUAUUUAUACGAGCAAAAAAAAAACGAGACACCGACGCCUGAAGAAUUACAUAACAUACGAGAGUAAAAAACAUAUUUGACAAGUGAAAAAUCCGACACCUAUAAUUUAAUAACGAGACAACUAAUAUAACGUGUAAUGUAUUGUAUUGUAAUAUGGUAUUGUAAUGCCCGUUUAAAAAUUAACCUAUUCGUUUUUGUAUGUGUAAGCAUAAUCUCACGAAGCGUCGACAAUUGAAAAAAAAAAAACAAAAAACAAAAAACAAAUAAAAGAAUAAAAAAAAAAUGCUGCGAUUGGCGGCAUUGCUCCAUGAAAAAAAGAAAAAAAAGCGCAGAAUUCCCAAUAUUUCCGACCUAAUCUCACCCUCGUAUCAGUAUAAUUAUUCGUAGACGGCCCUCGGGUCGCAGCGGACGUCACACGGUACAUCAUUUGAACUCAAGUCAAAACAGACCCACAGUCGAGUCGUUUGAUCGGAAACGACGAUUAUUUAUUCAUACAAAAAUAUAAUAAAUAAACGAAUGUCACCUUAUUUAGGCCUUUCGAAGUGCGCUAACAACGAGUGAAACGCGACGAUUAAAUUUAAGAAUGAAAAAAUUCAAUACUCGAGAGCUUCAAAGAGAGAAAAAAUAUCGCUGCUGAAUCGAUUCGCUGACUUCGCGGCUCCCUCCGGAACUCAAUUAACGUUCAUCCGAUCGCUCAUCCAGUCUAUAAUAGACAUAAUUCAGUUACCAGUCAAUCUCGGCAACGGAGUAGACAGACACCAGAUAUAGCACAUUGAUAGCACGACAUAUAUAUUACAACGUAAUGCAUAAUCCAACUCCGAGCCGCCCGGCGAACUACGAUGACGACUAGCGACUCGACUGUGAGGGUAGCUACCCUCUUGCCUUCGUUUUUUCCCUUUUUAUACCGAGAAGAAAAAAAUUACAAAACAAUAAACAUCUAUUCUUUUCUUUCGAAGUUCUCUCGCCAUGGACGAAAUCAGCGACAGGAGCAAGCGAACGAAACAAAAGAAGAAUCUGACUACCUUAGAUAGAUAGUAUACAUAAUGAAUAAUUAAAUAAAUAAAGCAACAACAACAACAACAACAACAACAACAACAAAAUCUAAAUUAUAAAUAUUAUAUAUAAAACAAAUAUAUGAAAGAUGUGUAUUGUAAGAUAUUUAAUACCGUAUGUUAGGCACACUCGAUUGAUAAUUAUAUAUUAAUGAUGAUUAUUAUGAAAGAUAAUUAUGAUGAUGAUGAAUGACGAUAAUAAUAAUAUUAUUAAUUAACUAAUACUACUAAUAAUAAUAACGUUAAUAAUAAUAAUAAUAAUAAUAUUGACAAUGGUGGAGUCGCGAUCGCCGGUGUAUUUUUAUCAAUAUAAAUAAAAAGAUGAAGAAACAUAGGAAAUUAAAUGAGAUGGAGAAUUAAAGGUGCAACGACGAUCGCGGCGUCUGAUAACCUACAUACACACACACACACACAUACACACACAUACACAUAUACACGCACGCACACACACACACACACACACACAUACACUAUUCGCGUUGUAACAUAGAGGCCAUACUCCCGUUACCCACUAAAUCGAUGUGUUGAUGUAAACGGGCGUGCUACGAUCGUAAAACUUGGCAGCAAAUUAAAAAAUGAUUUUGAACGUUGAGCGUGACAAAUCAAUAGGAAGUUGUAUCUUCUCGUUCUUUUUGUUAUUUAUACUUUCAUUUUUCUAUCUUCUUAUUGAACGAAAGAGUUUCUGUCUCAUGUUUUUUUUCCUCAAUCAUUAUUAUUCUCCGAAUUUCCGAACGCUGUAUGAGUUCUGGCCAAGCGACUUGAUUCAAUUCUCUUACGUACGAGAGAGAUCAUUUACAGAAAGGACCUAAAUAUUAUUACGAACAUCAUUAUCACACUCGCCACGUAAACUCCUUCGAAAUUGAACGAAAACUCUUCCGCCCUGCAUCAAGUGUCUCAGGUACACCUGCGAGCACAGCACGCCCGGCAGCAGCUAGCAAUAAAUGGAAAAAAAAUAAAAUAAAAUACAAAAAAAAAAAAUACAAAAAAAAAAUAAGUAACAACAAAACAUUCCAACGUAAAAUAAAAAUCACAUUCAUACUACGAGUUAUGUAACUGUGUGCCGCCGUACAAGAGAAAAGAACACUGUCGAAUACAUGCUCAUAAACUGCUAAAAA
Molecule: messenger RNA, 8310 nt
Organism: Venturia canescens
Lineage: Eukaryota; Metazoa; Arthropoda; Insecta; Hymenoptera; Ichneumonidae
Gene: ths
Product: thisbe
Exons: 6
Coding region: 1936-2793 (285 amino acids)
Molecular function (GO): growth factor activity
Source: RefSeq, a predicted model, not a curated record